This is a messenger RNA of Pangasianodon hypophthalmus (striped catfish), 6235 nucleotides long. Its product is annotated as zinc finger protein 236. NCBI's taxonomy places the organism in Eukaryota, Metazoa, Chordata, Actinopteri, Siluriformes, Pangasiidae. The record is from RefSeq and is a predicted model, not a curated record. The transcript has 32 exons. Gene Ontology annotation, molecular function: RNA polymerase II cis-regulatory region sequence-specific DNA binding; DNA-binding transcription factor activity, RNA polymerase II-specific. Gene Ontology annotation, cellular component: nucleus. Gene Ontology annotation, biological process: regulation of transcription by RNA polymerase II. Bases 81 to 5537 code for a protein of 1818 amino acids.
GUUCAUCCCUGGGCUGUAGUGACGAACAGCGGCCGCCAUUUUGAAAUCGUUCACAGUACACCUCGGCCAAAGCUGGAACUAUGCCGCGGGGCCGGCCUCGAAAACACAGGGAUAACACUGCCAACGCAGGAGAUGGAGGAGAGGAACCGAGGGUGGAGAGUGCGAGCAGCGCUGAACAUCGUUGCAGUAUCUGCCCUCUUACCUACAGCACCGAGAACCAGCUGCUCAAACACCUCAGAGAGCAUGAAGCUAACGACAAGCCUCACCGCUGCGAUAAGUGUCCCCAGUCGUACAACGUGGAGUUUAACCUCAGGCUGCACAAGUCGAUUCACAGCACGUCCGAGCCCACCUGCCCAGUGUGUGAGAAAAAGUUCACCCGAGUCGCCAGUCUCAAAUCUCACAUCAUGGUGCAUGAGAAAGAGGAGAAUCUGCUGUGCUCGGAGUGCGGCGAUGAGUUUGUGCUGCAGAACCAGCUCGCCCUGCACCUGGAGGAACACCGGCGAGAACUCUCCGGAACCCGAGUUUUUACCUGCAAGACCUGCAGCGCCGAGUUCCCCUCGGCUAGUCAGCUGAAGGAGCACAACCGCACCCAUGCAAAGAUCAGGGCUGUUGUGAGCAGCUCACGGAACUACAAGAGGAACAUUGACCGCAGCGGUUUCACCAACACCUGCCAUCACUGCGGCAAGACAUUUAAAAAACCCAGCCAGCUUGUCCGACACAUCCGCAUUCACACAGGAGAACGGCCGUUCAAGUGCACACACUGCGGUAAGGCUUUUAACCAGAAGGUGGUGCUGCAGACUCACAUGGUGCGACACACCGGCGAGAAGCCACACCUCUGCAUGCUAUGCCCCGCCUCCUUCUCUCAAAAAGGAAAUCUGCACUCACAUGUACAGAGAGUGCACUCUGAGACUGCAGGCGUCCCCGUGUACCCGUGUAUGGACUGUAGCUGUGUGUAUAAGAAGCUGGGCAGCCUGAACGCUCACAUCAGUAAAAUGCACAUCUCCAUCAUGGAGGUGGAGGAGUCGCCCAGCACACAGGAGGGGGCUGAACCUGGGCAGACAGGAGGUGGGACAGAAGGAACGGAGGGCGUGACCGAUGUGAUCCAGCAACUGCUGGAACUUUCAGAACAGGUAACGAGCGACAGCGCUCACGCUCCACCCCCUGGACCAGCUAUCACCAUGGAGACAGCUAUCAAUCAAGAUAUCUUGCAGCAAGCCCUGCAGAACAGCGGUCUCAGUUCGAUCCCAGUUCAGUCAGAUGCUCAGGGCAACGCUGCAGUUCCUCCACUCACCACAGAGGGCGCCAACACCCACCCAGCUCACAUCCACAAGCCCACAGGAACCUCACCACACAAACUGCUGAAAAAGGAGAAGAGGAGCAUCUUUAAAAAGAAUGUACAGUUUCCUGGCACUAUCAGGGAGGAGUGUGGAGUGCGCUGGCACGGAUGCCCAUACUGCUGUAAGGAGUUUAAGAAGCCGAGUGAUCUGGUGCGUCACAUCCGCAUACACACACACGAGAAGCCGUACAAGUGCGCACAGUGUUUCAGAGCAUUCGCUGUGAAGAGCACGCUCACUGCACACACCAAAACACACUCCGGCAUAAAGGCCUUCCAGUGUACACACUGCAGGAAGAGCUUCUCCACCUCCGGCAGCAUGAAGGUGCAUAUGAGGCUGCACACAGGUGUGCGGCCAUUCCCAUGUCCACACUGUGAUAAGGUCUUCCGGACAUCAGGUCAUAGGAAGACGCACAUCGCCUCACACUUAAAAAAUCUGCUGCAGAAAAAGCACAAAUUCCCACGGAAACCGAACCGAGCACGCGUCUCCAAACACAACCUACCGCUUCCUGAUAUACAACUCCAGGAGCCCAUCCUCAUCUCUGACCUGGGUCUGCUGCAGAAUCAGAACUCACGUGCUGCACUUCAGCAGUAUCUGGACAUCGUGGAGAAUGAGCGGCCGUACAAGUGCACUUUCUGCAACAAAGCGUACAAGAAGUCGAGCCACCUCAAACAGCACGUCAGGUCGCAUACAGGUGAGCGGCCGUAUAAGUGUGUGCAGUGCAGCAAGGGUUUUGCGUCGUCAGGUGUGUUGAAGGCUCACAUCCGCACACACUCGGGCCUGAAGGCGUAUAAGUGCCUGCUGUGUGACACUACCUUCACCACCAACGGCAGCCUGAGACGCCACAUGACCACGCACAGCGACCUUCGACCCUACAUGUGCCCUUACUGCCAGAAAACCUUCAAAUCCUCCCCCAAUUGCAGAAAGCACAUGAAGACACACAGGUAUGAAUUGGCUCAGCAGCUUCGACAGCAGCAGGGCUCAUCUGAAGCUCCGACUCUGGAAGAUCCAAUGGGAGGGGCCAGUACUGUGGAAGUCCCAAUGGGUGGAACCAGUGCAGUAGAAGACCCAAUGGGUGGGGCUAACACAGUAACCCAUGAGCUGCAGGUAGGAGCAGCAGGAUUGGCCACAUCCAGUUCCAUUAUGGGGGCGGGGCCUCAGACCAUGAUGCAAGUGGUGAGCGGAAACCAGACGGUGGCGCUAGGGGAAGCGCCUAUGGUACAGGAUGCAGAGUCAUUUGUGAACGCGCAGCACAUCAGCCAGUACGGGACACAGACCCUCCAACAACCUGCAUAUGACCAACCUGCACUGACACAAGGUUUCUCCAUCUCCGAAGGUUAUACCCAGCAUCCCACUCUUUCCUCGGUACAGCAGCUGCAGGAUUCGAGCACGCUGGAGUCGCAGGCACUAAACUCCACUUACACACAGAGCUUACUGAACGUGCACACCACAGAGACGACUGUUUUGCUACAGGAUUCAAAUCGGACGGAUUAUCAGGAUGAGGAGGAUGAGGAGGAGAACAGCAAGAGGACUUACAGGUGCAAUGUGUGCGAUAAAGGCUUUAAGAAGUCAAGUCACCUGAAGCAGCACAUUCGCUCACACACUGGUGAGAAGCCAUAUGGCUGCAACCUGUGUGGGCGGAACUUCGUCUCCACCGGCGUUCUCAAAUCACACCUGAACACACACACAGGUGUGAAGGCAUUUAAAUGUAAUGUGUGUGACUCCUCCUUCACCACUAACGGCAGCUUGAAUCGCCACAUGAUCAUCCACCUUAACACAAAGCCGGUCCGAUGUACUCUGUGUGAGCAAAGUUUCCGCACACCCCUGCUACGCCGCAAACACAUGAAGCUCUUUCAUGCUGUCGGGCCCAGAGUUCUGGACGGAGAUGAAGCGAGUGUGGAAGUUGAUGUUGGGGACCCCUCGCUGGCGAAGAGGAUCAGGUCGGGCAUCAUCACGUUUUCAGAGGAGCAGACGGCCGAGCUGGCUCAGAGUGAUCCGGGUAAUGAUGCCUCGGUCUCUGAGAAGGUCCUGAUCCAGUCAGCUGCAGAGAGAGAUCGCAUCAGCGAGAUCAAGGAUAAGAGCACGCUGGAGCUUGAGCCCAAGUUCCCUAAUCGCUGCCAGUAUUGCCCAAAGAGCUUCAAAAAACCCAGCGACCUUGUUAGACAUGUCCGAAUUCACACCGGAGAGAAGCCGUAUAAGUGUGAUGAGUGUGGGAAGAGUUUCACGGUGAAAUCCACACUUGAUUGCCACAUCAAAACACACUCAGGUCAGAAGCUGUUUACGUGCCACAUGUGCAGCACAGCGUUUUCCACUAAAGGCAGUCUGAAGGUGCACAUGCGCCUGCACACCGGCUCCAAACCCUUCAAAUGUCCCUACUGCGAUCAGCGUUUCCGUACGUCCGGACAUCGCAAAACACACAUGCAGUGCCACCUGAGGCCCAGCACUGAGAGCAGGAAGUCCAGACAUUCCGCUCAGAGCCAUGUCACUGCCCAGAAUGCACCGGGCCAGGAGGCUCCACCCACCGCAGCCGAAGCACUGCCUCCAGUGGGCCUCCUGCAUAGUGCGGGUGCUGACCCGAACAUCUACAUCCACAGCAACCCAGUCCUGACAGGACAGUAUGACCCGAACCUGCUGCAGCAAGGCAUCGUGGGACAGACUAUCCUUCCAGCUACCAUGUCAGCGAGUGGUGACCUGACAGUGUCCCUAACAGAAGGUUUGGCCACAUUAGAGGGGAUUCAGCUGCAGCUCGCACCAACAGGCCUGCUUUGUCCCAACGUCCAGAUAUCCGGCAUCGAUACGGCCAACAUCAACAACAUCACACUGCAGAUUGACCCUAGUAUCCUGCAGCAGACUCUACAGAGCGGUGUAUUAAGUAUUGACUCCACCUUGUCAUCCCACGCCAACGCACACCUGCUGGCCAGUGAUGCUGCAGGACACACUAAUGUUGUGAUCCAGAACCCGAGCGUUACCAUCGGCAACCUCACAGAGCAGGAACACGCAGGCUCGGAGCAGUUGGCUCAGGUGGUCGGAGCACCGGCGCUGGUGGGGAACGGCAGUUCAGGAGCACCGGAGAUCACACUCACCAUCAGCAACUCACAUGCACACACUCUCCCCCAAACACAGACUGACACACACACUCAUACCACUAAUACCAACACACUGGCCAAUAGCAACCAAGAGAUCACACUUACUAUAUCAGGUCAGGAUCUGUUGCCUCCACCAUGUGCAGGUGCAGGAGUGGAAAUGGGCGGGGCCUUGAGAUUGACCACACCUCCCUCCAGCAGCAACUCUCUGGCUCUCAGCUCUGAGCAGCUCCUCACCCAAAGCACCGCCCCCUCCAGCAUGGCAGUUACCACUCUGGCUCCCAGCACCUCUCUUUCCCAGAACAUGUCGAUGUCAUCAGGGAGCGUGACCACUGACAGCAACGUCACACUUGCAUUGGCGGAUACACAGAUGCUGGACACAGUUACACUGAACCUCAACACACAGGGUCAGCAGUUCCCAGCUGUGGUGUGUGAGGAGGCAUCAUCAGUGCAGCCGGCAAGCAUGACUCAACAGGGUAUACCUCAGUCAGAGGAAACCAAGGUGGCGAAUCAGUGUUUCUACUGCAGUAUGGAAUUCUCCUCAGCGACCAUGCUGCGCCGCCACUGGAGGAUAGAACACGGCAAAGAACGCUGCUACGUCUGCGGUGUGUGUAACAAGGCCUUCAAACGACAAACACACCUCAAGGAGCAUGAGUUUGUCCACACGAAUGGUCCGUCUCUGAGCUCUCAAAAGCCGCGCGUGUUCAGGUGUUUCAGCUGUGAAAAAGCAUUCGCCAAACCAAGCCAGCUGGAGAGACACAUCCGCACACACACAGGUGAGCGGCCCUAUAAGUGUGAGCAGUGUGAUAAAGCGUUUAAUCAGAAGAGUGCGCUGCACAUACACACCGUCAAACACACCGGAGAGAAGCCUUACAAGUGUGAGGUGUGUAGCAUCAGCUUCACGCAGAAGAGCAACAUGAAGCUUCAUAUGAAAAGGUCACAUGGCUUUGGUAAGCAGACGGAGGAGGGAAUGGAGGCAGACCGAGAGCAGGAGUGCAUUUCGGAGGCAGCACAGGCUCCGCCUCCCAGAAACGAAACUCCAGCAGGACUGCAACUGCACACAACAGAACAGGAGACACCGUCAGACUGGCAGUGUCCCAUCGCCAACGUCUUCCCCUAAGCCCUAACCACACACAAUUCUCCACUACACCCUACACACUCAUCUGCUGAAGUCUACUCAGUCUGAAAUCUACAGCCCCGCCCCCUACACCACAGAGUCAUUCACUAAACCCUAAACACUCAUCCUCUACUUCCUAUGCAUCAUCUCUUCUAUAUCCGUAUCAUCUAUUCAUCAUACAUCUCAUCUGCACUCUCUUUCCAUAUAUGUCCCCAACACACACAUACGCACACUCAUUCUCUCCGGUCAUUAUGCCAUUCAUGCACAUAUUUCAAGUUACACACACUUCGAAACACCGUCUAACAUUCUCAAGGUCAGAUUUGCAAGCUUUUUAUCAGUCAGAGUUCAAAGUGAUCAAUGUCUCAUUAUAAACCCCUUAAAGCCUAGAAAAUUCAACAGUUUAAUAAAAUGCUGCAAGAAGUUCAGUGAAAAAAGUUUUUUUUUUUUUUUUUUUUUUUUUUAAAUCUUCUCCAACAGACUGUAUAAGUGGCAGUGUUUUAUUGAUAAAAUCAGGAUUGGAUUUCUUAAAAAGGCCAUUAUGUUAUAUAAUAUGGUUAUAUUUGUAUAAAGCAUUUUUUUUUUAAUCAAUGUAUUGUCAUGUGUAAAUAAUUUAUAGGCAAGACAUGCUCAUAUCAGUGAUAAAACCUCAUUUCAUUGAUGGCUUUGCCAGUGUAUAAACAUUAAGCUGUAUACUUUGUCAG